CGACGGAGCCUUAACGGAGCCACCGCCGGACCGUCCACAGGAAGACGAAAUAUGAAAACUGGCUGCAGCAUGGUAGAGAAAGCUAAGGGCGGUGGAGGUUAUCAUUUCCCAGAGUGGGCGUACAAGCCUGAGUCGAGUCCCGGCUCUCGCCAGAUCCAGCUGUGGCACUUUAUCUUGGAGUUGCUUCAGAAUGAGGAUUUCCGCCAUGUUAUCGCCUGGCAGCAGGGCGAAUACGGAGAGUUUGUCAUUAAAGAUCCGGAUGAGGUGGCCAGGCUCUGGGGUCGGCGCAAAUGCAAACCUCAGAUGAACUAUGACAAACUGAGUCGGGCCCUCCGGUAUUAUUACAAUAAAAGGAUCCUUCAUAAGACAAAAGGGAAGAGAUUUACCUACAAAUUCAACUUCAACAAGCUUGUAAUGCCCAAUUAUCCUUUUAUCAACAUCCGACCCAAUGGUGCUGUCCCCCAGAGCGCACCACCAGUUCCAUCAGCGUCUUCCCAUUUUCCCUUCUCAUCUUUAGACUCACCUAAUGAAGAUGCAAGAGGGGGUCGGUUUUCUGGAGGAUCUACUGCACAGUCCAGCCACGAAUCUUUAAAUGAGGUCUGUGAACGCAAGCCAAAUCCUAUGGAAUCUGAUGAAGUUUCGUCGGAUUGGCGUCGUGGAAUAGAACUCAUGUCUCGAAAUGCUGUAGGAUCAGGUGUGCAUGGCCUUCAAAAGCACAAAUCAGACAUGAUGCUCCCAGUUUUCUCAAUGCCAGGAAUGUAUCCAGAACCCCACAGUCCGUUCUCUGUGUCUCCUCUAGCAGGACGAGGUGGCAUGCUUAACGUACCAAUCUCACCUGCCUUGUCUCUAACUCCAUCAGUCUUUUCCUACAGUCCUUCACCAGGACUAAGCCCAGCUUUCCAGAGUGGCAGCUGCUUUAAUUUCAACCCAGAAGAAAUGAAACACUACCUGCAGGCCCACGCUUGCUCUGUUUUCAACUACCACCUUAGUCCCCGGACUUUACCAAGAUAUCCUGGAUUUAUGAUCCCACCUUUCCAGCGUCCCUUUCCACCAGAGGAACAGCAGUCCUUCCCUAUAAAACUGCAACCCCCUCCAAUGGGGCGUAAGAACCGAGAACAUAGCCAAAGUUCCGAAGACAAGCAUCUUGUCACCCAGCCUGCUCCGGUUCUUCCACCAAUGAAGGUGGAGCCUAUUUCUGAUGACGAACCACUUUCUGAUGAGGAUCUAGAUUUUUCAGGCCAUAGUAGUGAUGAGGAACAAGAUAAACCGAUAAUGAGAGCAGAUAUGGAGAAAGCAGCGCAUACAUUUGUCAAACCAGCUACUCCACCCCGGUCACCUUUCCCACAAGGACCUACUAGAGUUGGCUACUCUAAAGAGGGUGCAGAGCAGACGGUUGAACCUGGAGAUAAAGCAGCAAAAGACGUUUCUGUCGAAGCAGUUGUUGUAGAAAAGAAAGAAGACUCUCUGCCUCCUAAACUGCGCCUUAAACGUCUCUGGAACGAAGAUCGUCAAUUGGAGGCUGUUGAGGAUAAAGAGUGUCGUAAAGUCAGCUGCAUUAUCAGUUCUAUCCGGACUCCUGUAAUCUCUACAGAAACUAAGGCACUGGCUGGAGCUGUGGACUCUUAGUACUGGAAUGGAAUCAGGAAAAUGAAAUUCUAUUAAUAUUAUCCUAUUUAUGUAGCACUGCUGCAGAAAGGGUUGGGGGUUAAAGGCUUGGUUUUUCAUUAAUUCCCAGAUUUUCUUAAUGUUGCAGGUGAUGCUUAUUUUAAAGGGUUUUUUGUUUUUUAUAUUUGAUGUUUCAGGGAAAACAAUACCUCUUAUAAAGAGGUAACGACUAAAUGUAGAAACUAAAAUUGAUCUGCAAUGUUUUUACAUUGCUUUUCUUCUGUUGCGCUUGUUAGGUGAAAACAUCUACUUUUUAUUAAUCCUGCUUUAGAUAAUGAUCUGACUUGUCGGAUUGCAGCUUUUAUUAUAAUCUGCUAGAUUUGUUUUGUGUAUUCUGGUUUUUCUUAUUAUUCAAUCAGAGAAACUUUGCUUCUGAUAUUUGCUGAACACUUACAUUUUAGUGUCUUGUUUUAUUUUUUCCCUCUUUUUAGGGUGCUGCUGUCUCCCCUUAGGUGUUUUGUUGUUUGACACUAAAUCUAAAGAUUUUCAACCAAGAAAAAGUGUGUAUUAACAGUAAAACUUUGCACCAAUUACGAGUGAGUGAGUGGGAGAGAGAAACUAUUUUGGGUUUUUUGUUUUGGGGUGGGUGGGUUCCUUUUUGUGAUGUGA
This is a messenger RNA of Pelobates fuscus (common spadefoot toad), 2274 nucleotides long. RefSeq names its product ETS variant transcription factor 3 (gene ETV3). The transcript has 5 exons. Gene Ontology annotation, molecular function: sequence-specific DNA binding; DNA-binding transcription factor activity, RNA polymerase II-specific. NCBI's taxonomy places the organism in Eukaryota, Metazoa, Chordata, Amphibia, Anura, Pelobatidae. Gene Ontology annotation, cellular component: nucleus. The record is from RefSeq and is a predicted model, not a curated record. Bases 52 to 1626 code for a protein of 524 amino acids. Gene Ontology annotation, biological process: cell differentiation; regulation of transcription by RNA polymerase II.